Messenger RNA from Zymoseptoria tritici IPO323, 1035 nucleotides. RefSeq lists its product as uncharacterized. Bases 1 to 1035 code for a protein of 344 amino acids. Lineage: Eukaryota; Fungi; Ascomycota; Dothideomycetes; Mycosphaerellales; Mycosphaerellaceae. Gene Ontology annotation, molecular function: protein binding. The transcript has a single exon. The record is from RefSeq and is a predicted model, not a curated record.
AUGAAUCUAGAGCCUGGUGAAGCUUUCGGCAACGCUGGCUACUAUGCCAUCCGUCCAUCUCCUGGCAAAGGCAAUGGAGCGUUUGCGCUCAAGAACAUCAAAGCCGGAACCAGGAUCUUAGUCGACCAAGCCCUCUUCGUCACAGAGCGACCGAUGCCAUAUGUGAACGAAGGUGACGUCCAGCGUAUCUUUGCGAACCUGAGCCCUCCCGCCAAAGCACAGUUCCUCGCACUGCCUCUCAACGCUUUGAAUCGGAAUGCACCGGAUGCCAGCUUGUCCGCCAAAUUCUACUCCAACAUGUUCCACAUUCGAGGCCAGCCGCGCGAAGGCUGCUUUGGGCACGCCUCUCGAUUCAACCACUCGUGCGCUCCGAAUUGCGCCAUCACCACGAAUGGUCAGUGGCAGCAGCAGCAGUGCCUUACUAUCCGAGAUGUUUCAGUCGGGGAAGAUUUGACGUUUUCGUACACAGAAGAUUUUCUGUUGAUGACAACGCAGGAGCGCAUGGAAGAUCUCGCAAUGGGUGGCUUCAGCUGCGGAUGCACACUGUGCACUCAGCCAGCCGAAGAUCGAGUUGUGAGUGAUCUGCGACGAAUGCUGAUGCGCCACAUGGCCUUUCUCUGGCGAGGCCACGAUUCGAGAAGCGCAAUACCGCAGGUCGGCGCGGAAUAUGUCCAUCGCCACAGGGAAUACAUCGAGCAGCAGCGGCCAAUCGGCGACACCUUGCCCAUGAUCCUCUUCGCUAAGCUAGCAGAGGCAGAGGGUAUCAUCAAUAGGCUGCCGCAACUCGCCUAUGGUCAUGCCAUUGCGGUCGUGCUGGAUCAUGCUCAAGCCAACGGGUUCCGGCGAGUACCAUGGUCGGCGCUGCUGAACAUCCGAGAAUGGUCGCGGAAGGCUCGAAUGAUCCAGAGACUGCACACGGGUACAGAGACGUACAAUCACGAUCCGACCGAGCAAAGGUUCCGUUGGCUGUGUGAUCGUGCAGACAGGAUUAGUCUGAGUGGCACUUUGGAGGCACAUCUGAUUCGACACCACUGA